This is a messenger RNA of Symbiodinium natans, 906 nucleotides long. The record is from the annotation of a GenBank genome assembly. Lineage: Eukaryota; Dinophyceae; Suessiales; Symbiodiniaceae.
AUGGCCAUGUCCCAGGAGUCCAAAGAUCUGGCAGAAGACAUCAACAAGUUGCACUUGAACGUCACAGGCACUUCUGGUUUGUACUGGACCCUGCACAAGUAUCCCGAGGAGCACAGCUGGGCGUGGCUACUGAGCCAAACUCAGGACCGCGCCUUGCGGAAGGUCUGGCAGUACUUUGUUCGAUUGCAGACCCUUGCCGUUCCCGACAGGGAGCACUGCAUCUCUGCCGCCAUGCGGACGGUUCUCAUGAAUGCGGCAGCGACGUGGAAGCGGCUGCUCAGUGAUCACGUUGCACUCCUGUGGAAUAGCGUCGCGUUUGGAAUACUCGGUGAUGUCACUUCUUGGCGAGACAUUGAUGAGGAGGGCCAGGCUGCAAAUGAGCCGGGUGGCCCCCCUCCCAAUGUCAGCUGGUCCGAAAAUCUCAUCUUUGGCAACAUGUUCGUUUCUUCAGUUCAGAAGUUCAUGGAGUUCCAUUCGUCGGAGGCCGAGAUGAAGGAAGUGGCGGGGCAAGCGCAGCAGGAGUUCGUGCUUGUUCGACGAGCAGAGGAAAUGGGCUUGAUUUCAGUGUGGGACAAGAACAUCGACACAGCAAAGACGGUGCUCUGCUUGGGCCUCCUACGCGGACUUCUGAGACAUUGCCUGAAGCCACGCUAUGGUACCGCUCCCCCUGUGUCUCUGGGUGACUUCGGGGCAGGGGGCGGGCAAUACAGUACCUGGCUCAACGACACGGGUCUAGUCGAGGCUGUCGCCUUUGAUGCCACGGAAGCUGUCUCAGACAUUACCGGCGGUUCGGUUUCACAGGUGGACUUAGCGGACGCGUCCUUGAACUUGGCACGGCGGUUCGAAGCUUCUCAGCAUGUCAGACCCCAGAGAAUCGGCGGUGACUUGUUUUCAGUUUGGCUUUGA